Molecule: messenger RNA, 5297 nt
Organism: Lucilia cuprina (Australian sheep blowfly)
Lineage: Eukaryota; Metazoa; Arthropoda; Insecta; Diptera; Calliphoridae
Product: receptor-type guanylate cyclase gcy-3-like
Exons: 8
Coding region: 1077-4991 (1304 amino acids)
Biological process (GO): multicellular organism development; positive regulation of kinase activity; cell surface receptor protein tyrosine kinase signaling pathway
Cellular component (GO): signaling receptor complex
Molecular function (GO): ATP binding; transmembrane receptor protein tyrosine kinase activity
Source: RefSeq, a predicted model, not a curated record
AUGUGGUAGUCGUGUCAUAAAUUUUUAGCUAAUUUUGUUUUCGGUUCGGAAGUUGUCAUAUUCGUUGGUCUUUUACGUUGUUUAGUAGCUUAUUGUAUACGGAGCGAGUAAAGCAAGUGUGCGCGAAUAUGAAGAUCUCUCAUUAAAGUUCUUAAAUAUAAUUUGUUUCAAUAACAUCGCAUUUAAAACAAAUUUUAAAUAUACAACACUCAGUUAAAGUUCUUUAUUAUAAUUGUUUUCAACAACAACGCAUUUAAAAUAAAUAUAAAUAAUAAUUAUAAUUAAGUGUUCUCUUAAAAAAGUAAAAAAAUAACAAAUGCGUUUAAGAUAAUAAAUAAAAAGUAUUUACAAAAUUAAUCACAUGUAAAUAAUACCAAUAAUAUUAAUUGUCGAUAUAUCUAAUGUACAGACAAGCAUACAUCUGUAUGUUCAUAAAUAUGUUUCUAGUAUAUUUUACUUUGCUACUGAAUAUAAAUAAUAAGUUUGUGUGAAAUGUAUUUUAAAUAAGUGAUGCAAAAAAUAAAGCCGGCCGGUCGCAUAAUAGGAAUGUUUAAGUAUUAAAAAAAUUUUGUAUAUUUAAAAAUGAGUUUUACAAAAUUGUUAUCAAUUUCUUUUACAUAAAAUUAUAAACUCAGACACGACUAUGUCAAAUAUUAGUUUCUAGUGGUAGGUCUAAUGUACAUUCUUACGAUUGAUACAAUAAUCUACUGAUAUUGAUACAAGUUAAUAAAAUAUACAUAUGUAUAUGUAUGAAAAACAACAACAAAUAUAAAAACAUAAACAUACGGUAUAUAUAUUUAUUUACAUUGUCGUGUGUGAAAUUGAUGAAUGAGUGAAGAAAAAAAAAAGAAAUAAAAAACAAAUAAAAAUAAUAAUUUAUUACAAUCAGGGUCAGUGUUAAAUGGCAACAUCCACUAAAUAUGACGAUGUACAUGUCUCCAGGAGAUUUUAUUAAAAUAAUUCUACCUAAAAUAAAAACACAAUUUCCGUAAAAAAUAAAUGCGCAGAAAAUAGUUUAAACAUUUUUAUCGCUUUACAACAUAAAUUUGUUUAUAAAACUAAAAAUAUAGUUUAAAAUGCGACGAAAACAUCCGGAUUUAAACUUCCGAUUGACAUCGCUCAAUGUAAAAUCGUUGUUUGUGGUUUUGAUGUUUCUAUCCGUUCUAUUGCAAAUGUCGAUUGCAGUGGUCUACAACAACAACAACAGUAAUGGGGAGAUAUUAAAAGCGAACUUGUACAACUACCAAUGUUUUACUGAUAAAGACAAUACCUCUCCGAAUUUAAGUUUUCGCCAAAGCACAAUCGGUAUACAAGUUUCAUAUUGGCCAUCGCAUCAAAUAAUCACACGAAUAUUUGCAAUAUUUCUCAGAGAUGUUCUUCACUACAAAAAUGUUUACAUAUUGCCAAUUGAGUUUAAUGGAAAUCCUGAAGAAGACUACUAUGAAGGCAAAAGACUUAGCAACACUCUUGACUUAUUAAUAAAACAUCCUCAAUAUCCAAAUUUACCAAUGAUAAAUUUAGGCGUAUGGACACCACCGAUGGGUCAUGGUUUAAGACCGAUGGAAGUCUAUGAGUCAGGUGUUUCGUUAGAUCCUGGACGCUUUGGUUGGUUUGUUGGACCAGAAGUAAAUUUUACCAUGGAAGGUCUGCACUACUCAGUCUUUUUGAACAGGUCAAAUCCAUUCUAUGAGCAAUAUGUAAUGGAUGAAGAUGAACUACAAGAGCUUACGCAGGGAAAUGAAUAUGAAUACUUUGUAAGUCCCAUGUGCGAAAAUAACCAAUGUGCAACACUUUUGGCAGAGUAUAAAAUGGAAACUUCAUUUGUACAAAAUCAAAUUAAAGAAAUGAACGGUUAUUUAAAUAUACUAUGGUUAGGAUCGCGUUUUCGCUCUGAAAUCGAUCGUUUAUAUUUAAAAUACACUGAUUACAAUGCACGUGGUAAUAGCAAGAGAUUUUUAGUUUUGCACUGGAACCCUUCGGAUGUGAUCGAUGGUAGACAUAAAUUUGAACAUAUUGAAUUACCGCUUUGUGAAGAGUCGUUAUCUUUGUGGAAAUCAUAUUGCAAAUACGAAUUAACACCAAUUUUUAAGUACCACUCUAAACAUCUAUUGGCAGAUGAACGCCUAAUGCAUUCAUUACGUUUGUUUUGGAUAAAUAACGAUGAUCUAAUGCAACUUUUCAGUGAUCUCGAUCAAAAACGUUCAGAGAAGGGUUUCGUGGCGGAUGUAAUGUACAAUGAGUUGGCAUGUGAUUGGCUUCGAAAUCAUACCGAAACUUAUAAUUUGUGGAUAUCCAACGAACCCAUGACACUCUCGAUUGGCGCUAUAUUUCCUAUAAAGAAAAAUACCAGAGGUCAUCAGAAUCUAGUAUAUGCAGUGAAGAGAGCUGUACAAGCUGUUAACAGUAAUAGUACAAUUUUAAGAAAUUACAAUCUGAAUGUCAUUGAAAAUGAUGGCGAGUGUAAAGCGGACGUUGUAAUGAAGUCGUUUAUUCAUCUCUUUAAUGUACCAAAACUUUUGGGUGUAGUUGGUCCUGCCUGUAGUGAAACUGUUGAACCGAUCGCUGGUAUAUCCAGACAUACCAAUAUGGCUGUCAUUUCAUACUCGGCCGAAGGUGCUACAUUUUUGGAUCGCCACGCGUAUCCAUUCUUUUUUCGCACUAUUGGUUCUAAUCGUCAAUAUGAAGAUGUCUACAUAAGUCUAAUGAAAAAAAUCGGCUGGAAGAGAGUGGCGGCUCUAACAGAAGAUGGUCAAAAGUACACCGAAUAUAUUUCUCAUAUGGAAACUACACUAAAAAAUAACAAUAUGGAACUGAUAAUAAAUAAGAAAUUUUUAAGUGAUAUAACGCAUGUAGAAAUGAAUAAGUAUUUGGUCGAUUUAAAAAAUCGGCGUGCAAGAAUCAUAAUAGCGGAUAUUCAUAAUAAGUAUGCGCAGAUGGCCUUAUGUGAAGCAUAUAAACUUAAGAUGACGAGUUAUAACGGCUACGUAUGGUUCUUACCAUCAUGGCUGUCAAAGGAUUGGAAUAUUGUAAGUGAAGAGAGCAACCACAGCUGCACGAAUCAAGAAUUAAAAAUGGCUUUCGAAGGACAUUUUAGCAUCAUGCAUGCACCAUUUGGAGGUAAUGCAACUAUAAUGCAAGAACAUAUUACCAUAGAAAAGUGGUUAGAGUCAUAUAGCGCUAAUGUCAGCAGUGUUUCAAAGUAUACGGCUUUUGCUUAUGAUGCCGUUUGGGCUUUUGCACUUGCAGCCGAUAAACUACUGCACGAAAACAGAGGCGCUGUUGAAAACCUGCGAUCCAAAACCGUAGUUAAUCGCUUUGCUGAUCUUAUUUGGGAAACAGACUUUGUUGGGCUUUCCGGAAGAGUUCGAUUUGGUCAAGGAGGUUCUCGCAUUACUGAACUAAUAAUAAGACAGUGGCGAAAUCGUCAGUCCGUUGAAGUCGGUAAAUAUAUACCUCAGCUUGUUGGCAAAGGCCGGUACUUACGAACCAGUGGUGGGAAUUUUGUAUUAAACGAAAGUGCAAUAGUGUGGUAUUUUGAGGGCAAACCACCAGGCGAUGGUAGAUUCGAUUGUAGGUUUUCAGCGUUAGCAGAAUUUCUAAAUACUGAAUGUCAGAAUGCCACAAUAGCAUUCACCGCGCUGCUUUGUAUGAUUGUCGUUGUGCUCAUAUCGCUUAUAUCCUUCUAUUUCUGGAAACGACGAUACGACGAAAAACUGAAACGUUCUGCUAAGAUUAUGAAGAAUUUCGGUAUCGAUCUUUUGUCCCCCUCCCGUAGUAAUGCAAAUACAUUAGAUAAGUGGGAAAUACCUAAAGAAAAUGUUGUUGUUAAUCGACGUUUAGGUGAAGGUGCUUUUGGUACCGUAUAUGGUGGUGAAGCUAAAAUUGGAGUUGAAGGUUGGACUGCUGUAGCUGUGAAAACUCUCAAAAGUGGGGCAUCAACUGAAGAUCGCUUGGAUUUUUUGUCGGAGGCAGAAGCUAUGAAACGAUUUGAUCAUAAAAAUAUAGUCAAACUUUUGGGUGUAUGCCUGCAAUCAGAGCCAAUUUACACAAUUAUGGAAUUCAUGUUGUACGGAGAUCUAAAAACAUAUUUACUUGCCCGUCGCCAUAUGGUCAACGAAAAAAAUUCCGAUGAUUCUGAUAUUUCAUCUAAACGCCUUACAAUGUAUGCAAUGGAUGUGUCUCGUGGUUUAGCAUAUUUAGCACAACAAAAAUAUGUCCAUCGAGACAUAGCUUGUCGUAAUUGCUUGGUCAAUGCCCAACGAGUUGUAAAGCUGGGAGAUUUUGGAAUGUCUAGGCCCACAUACGAAAGUGAUUACUAUCGUUUUAAUCGUAAAGGUAUGUUACCUGUCCGAUGGAUGGCUCCAGAAUCACUGGCCUUGGGAAUGUUCACUCCUGCAUCGGAUGUUUGGGCUUUCGGUGUUGUUCUCUUUGAGAUCAUAACAUUUGGAUCAUCCCUCUAUCAGGGUCUGACAAAUAAUCAGGUAUUAGAGUAUGUUAAAAGUGGAAAUACUCUAAGUAUACCCAUCGGAAUAAAGCCCCAAUUAGAAGGAUUAAUAAAAGCGUGCUGGAAUCAGGAUCCCAAGAAACGCCCUACUGCCGCCGAAAUUGUAGAUUACAUUUCAAAAUAUCCAACUUUGUUAACACCAUGCCUUGAUUUUCCAAGUGCUUCUAUUGAGAUGGCCGAGACUGAAAGUGAUGAACUUGAACUAUUGCCAAAAUCUCGAAAAUGUUCGCCACUUAAAAAUGGAUCUAUUUUAGAUGUUGUUGCCCAGGCAUCAAUUGCAGACAAUAUUGAAAGACUAAACAAUUUCACUAAUGAAAGAAAAACGACUGCGGAAUCUAAUAUCGAAAUGCCAACACAUAUGGCCAAUAGUGGAGAAGAGCCACUUGAAUCAUCACCUAUAACACCAGAUGGUUACAGCAUUAUGUCACCAUUACUAAUGCACCAUGCUGAAACUGUUCCCUCUUCUCAUCAACAGACUUCAUUCUAAUUAUAAACUAGAAUAUAGAUGAAAAAAAUUACCUGGCAUAAAAUGCACAAAAACGGAUACACAAAGAAAGUUACUUUUAUACCUCAUAAAUAUUUUUUGUAUAUACCUUCAUACUAUAUAAAUAAUUUUUAAUUUAAAUAUUUUUUUAUAUUAUUAUGCUUUUUGUACUUAUCAUACUUUUGUAUGAAACUUUGUAUAUAUUUUUGUAAAUAUCGAAAAUGUUCAAAACAAUUGUAAUUUAAUACCUUAGUUUUUAAGUUUACAUGAAUCUAUAAAAAUAUGUUCCUCUUUAUAAAAACACAGAAA